Molecule: messenger RNA, 2607 nt
Organism: Galeopterus variegatus (Sunda flying lemur)
Lineage: Eukaryota; Metazoa; Chordata; Mammalia; Dermoptera; Cynocephalidae
Gene: KLHL17
Product: kelch-like family member 17
Exons: 11
Coding region: 157-1929 (590 amino acids)
Molecular function (GO): protein binding
Source: RefSeq, a predicted model, not a curated record
GUUGGGGGAGGGGUGACCCCCCUGGUUGUUCCACCCCUGCCCAGGGGUCUCAAGUGGGUGAGCACCUCCCUACAGGUGAGCCCUGACCCGGCCCUGCCCACCCGCAGCCCCGAGGCAGAGCGUGCCCGUCCCAGGCAGGCCCGGCCUGCAGCCCCCAUGGAGGGCACCGUGCAGCUGCUGACCCGCGAGGGCCACAGCGUGGCCCACAACUCCAAGCGGCACUACCACGACGCCUUCGUGGCCAUGAGCCGCAUGCGGCAGCGUGGCCUCCUGUGCGACAUCGUCCUGCACGUGGCCGCCAAGGAGAUCCGCGCGCACAAAGUGGUACUGGCCUCCUGUAGCCCCUACUUCCACGCCAUGUUCACAAAUGAGAUGAGCGAGAGCCGCCAGACUCACGUGACGCUGCAUGACAUCGACCCUCAGGCCUUGGACCAGCUGGUGCAGUUUGCAUACACGGCUGAAAUUGUGGUGGGCGAGGGCAAUGUGCAGACUCUGCUGCCGGCCGCCAGCCUCCUGCAGCUGAACGGCGUCCGAGACGCCUGCUGCAAGUUCCUGCUGAGUCAGCUGGACCCCUCCAACUGCCUGGGCAUCCGUGGCUUUGCCGACACACACUCCUGCAGUGACCUGCUCAAGGCAGCACACAGGUACGUGCUGCAGCACUUCGUGGACGUGGCCAAGACCGAGGAAUUCAUGCUGUUGCCACUGAAGCAGGUGUUGGAACUGGUCUCCAGCGACAGCCUGAAUGUGCCUUCAGAGGAGGAUGUCUACCGUGCGGUCCUGAGCUGGGUCAAGCAUGACGUGGACGCUCGGAGGCAGCAUGUCCCGAGGCUAAUGAAGUGUGUGCGGCUGCCUCUGCUGAGCCGCGACUUCCUGCUGGGCCAUGUGGAUGCAGAGAGCCUGGUGAGGCACCAUCCGGACUGCAAGGACCUGCUCAUUGAGGCCCUCAAGUUCCACCUGCUGCCCGAGCAGAGGGGUGUCCUGGGCACCAGCCGCACACGGCCUCGGCGCUGUGAGGGCGCCGGCCCCGUGCUCUUUGCUGUGGGUGGCGGGAGCCUGUUUGCCAUCCAUGGGGACUGUGAAGCCUAUGACACACGCACCGACCGCUGGCACGUGGUGGCCUCCAUGUCCACACGGAGGGCGCGGGUGGGAGUGGCUGCUGUCGGGAACCGGCUGUAUGCUGUAGGCGGCUACGAUGGGACUUCAGACCUGGCUACCGUGGAGUCAUAUGACCCUGUGACCAACAUGUGGCAGCCCGAGGUGUCCAUGGGCACAAGGCGAAGCUGCUUGGGGGUGGCCGCCCUGCACGGGCUUCUGUAUGCAGCUGGUGGCUACGACGGGGCCUCCUGCCUCAACAGUGCUGAACGCUAUGACCCCCUGACGGGAACAUGGAUGUCCAUCGCUGCCAUGAGCACGCGGAGGCGAUAUGUGCGUGUGGCCACGCUCGAUGGGAACCUGUACGCCGUGGGUGGUUACGACAGCUCCUCACACCUGGCCACGGUGGAAAAGUACGAGCCCCAGGUGAACGCCUGGACGCCUGUGGCCUCCAUGCUGAGCCGGCGCAGCUCAGCGGGCGUGGCCGUGCUGGAGGGCGCCCUGUACGUGGCGGGGGGCAACGACGGCACCAGCUGCCUCAACUCGGUGGAGAGAUACAGCCCCAAGGCCAGCGCCUGGGAGAGCGUGGCGCCCAUGAACAUCCGCAGGAGCACGCACGACCUGGUGGCCAUGGAUGGCUGGCUGUACGCCGUGGGUGGCAACGACGGCAGCUCCAGCCUCAACUCUAUCGAGAAGUACAACCCGAGGACCAACAAGUGGGUGGCCGCGUCCUGCAUGUUCACGCGGCGCAGCAGCGUGGGCGUGGCGGUGCUGGAGCUGCUCAACUUCCCGCCGCCUUCCUCGCCCACGCUGUCCGUGUCGUCCACCAGCCUCUGACCUCCGACUGCGCAGAGGCCCCGCGGCCGCCCACAUGCCUUAAGCCCCACGGGGCGGCUCCACUUACCGGGGCGGGGUCCACGGCCCCUACCAGAGACCUCCCGCGCGUGUGUCCGCGUCUCUGUUCGUCCCUCGGUGUUCGUGUGUGUGCCGUUUAUUUAUUUACUCGUUUAUUUAUUCGUUAUUUAUUGGGGGAGAAGUAGAGCUGCACCUGCCAGGUGAUGCGCUUACUGGGAGGGUCUGGCUCCCCUGAGUGUCCGGGGAUCAAGCUGCCCCCCGGGUGUCCUCCCACCCCCUGCCUUGGGGGCCGCGAGGAGUGACAGGGCUGGAGCCUCACGCUGCGCGGGGCUCAGCGGCCCAGUCGGACUCUGCAGACCGCGGGGCGGGUGCAGGGCUGCCUGCCUGGGCUGGUGGAGUAGGAGGGGGCAGGGGCUUUCUCAGCAGGUGCAGACCCCCAGCCCGUGCUUUGCUCCCCACCCUCACCUCGCCCAGCCAGGCACUGUCCCCGGGAAGGGCGUGAAGCAGGCUUCUUUCUUGUGUCCCAUGUAGUAUGGUGUCUUUUCUGGAUCUACGUGGAGCUGGGCACAGAAGUGCACACAGACCCUACAAUAGCAAUAUGAGCCAACUUGGACAAUAAUAAAUGUUUCUUGGGCUCGUGGGCCUGAGGCUGAGCGUCCA